Molecule: messenger RNA, 6782 nt
Organism: Cottoperca gobio
Lineage: Eukaryota; Metazoa; Chordata; Actinopteri; Perciformes; Bovichtidae
Gene: slitrk3a
Product: SLIT and NTRK-like family, member 3a
Exons: 3
Coding region: 1006-3726 (906 amino acids)
Biological process (GO): positive regulation of synapse assembly; axonogenesis
Cellular component (GO): GABA-ergic synapse; postsynaptic density membrane
Molecular function (GO): protein binding
Source: RefSeq, a predicted model, not a curated record
GUCAGCAUGUGUCCUGACUGUCAUCCACAGGUCUGGCAGUCUCACCCAUCCCGCACGGCGCUCUCCCUGACUCUUAUUUAUUUAUUUUUCCUUGGUGCGCGUCCCCGCUGCGAAAGCCGGAGCACUUCUCGCUCUCUCCCCUCUUCACUUCGCUUCCUCUCCUCCUCUCGACAGCAUCCAGAACUAUAGCGCAACCGUCCCCAUCACUCUUUUCCUCCCCUCCUCCUCUCUCUCACCACCAGAUCUCUCUCCACUGCGUCUCUCACCCCUUUGCUCCCCCUACCGCCCCCCUCCGCCUCCCCAGCUCAGUCCCUCACUCCUCUGACGCACGACAGGGAAACGAACCCGAGGAUAGAAAGAAAGGCAACAUACAAAGCAGCAGCUGACCCAACCGUCGAUAUGAUCCACAGACUCUUGCUACUGCACCGGACAGAGACACGGUCCUGAAACCGAGAGGAGAACACUCUCACCCGGCGACACUGUUCUUGAGCGCUCGCCCGGCCGGCGACGGCGGCGGAGGAGAAGGGGGAGGAGGAGGAGGAGAGGGGAGGAAGAGGAAGCGGACGGGCACAAGUCGAGGGCUUGCAUUUCAAGCAAACUGCUUAGGAAAAAAAAAAAGAAGGGGAGAGAGUCAGAGUCACCGGAGAGCAAGAGUGUGGGAGAUUGCAUUCCUAUCACGUCUUCAUUUCUCCUCUGUUUUGCCUCAGCCUCUGAGAGAGGGUGAGAGAGAGAGAGAGAGAGAGAGAGAGAGAGAGAGAGAGAGAGAGAGAGAGAGAGAGAGAGAGAGAGAGAGAUCUAACAAGAUUCAUACUAGUGGUCUUGUUUUCCUGAUGCUGUCCAAUUGCAGUACGAAACUAAGCCCGGCAUCGGACGGUGAGCGGGACGCACCGGGCAACAACAGAACACAUCGCAGGAGGAUAUGUGAAGUUGGAAUCCCACUAAACUAAUGCUGUGAAGUGGCUCUGUCCCUGGAGCCAAAACUUCAUCCCCUCGGUGUCAGCGAGGAUGCUGUGGGUUACCUUGCUGAGCACCAUAGCCUUAGGAUGGACCACCCCGAUCCCACUACUAGAGGACUCAGAGGAGAUCGACGAGCCCUGCUUCGAGCCUUGCUACUGCGAGGUCAAAGAGGGCAUCUUCCACGUCCACUGUGACAGUAAAGGAUUUACAAAUGUCAGCCAGAUCUCGCAGAUAUGGAGCCGGCCCUUCAAGCUCAACCUGCAGAGAAACUCGAUGAGGAAGCUUUACUUUAACAGCUUCCUCCAUCUCAACAAUGCCAUAUCCAUUAACCUGGGUAAUAACGCCUUGCAAGAUAUCCACGCAGGAGCGUUCAAUGGCUUAGGAAUACUCAAACGGCUGUUCCUACAUGAAAACAAACUAGAAGUUUUCCGGAAUGACACUUUUCUGGGGCUGGAGAGUUUAGAGUAUCUCCAGGCGGACUACAAUGUUAUCAAGCGGAUUGAAAGUGGUGCAUUCCGGUACCUUCACAAAUUAAGAGUGCUGAUACUAAAUGACAAUCUCAUCCCCGUGCUCCCGAAUUAUAUUUUCCGGUCUGUGUCGCUCACACAUCUGGACCUGAGAGGAAACAGACUAAAGACAUUGCCGUAUAAGGGCAUGCUGGAGUACGUUGGGAGGAGCUUAAUGGAAAUCCAGCUGGAGGAAAACCCCUGGAACUGUGUGUGUGAGAUUGUCCAGUUAAAAACGUGGUUGGAGAGAAUCCCUUAUACAGCCUUGGUUGGUGAGAUCACCUGCGAGUACCCAUUCCACUUACAUGGGAAAGACUUACGGGAAAUCAAGCGCAGUGAGCUCUGUCCGCUGCUCUCCGAUGCAGAGAUUGAGGCCAAGCUGGGAAUUCCCCAGGUCCCAUUCAGCAAUGAGAACACAUGGCCUACUAAACCUUCCUCCAUGCUCUCCUCCUUUCACAACACAGCCUCUUCUGUGGAAUACAGGGACAAAGUUGUUAAGCCUACCAAACGACCUCGGCCCACGAAGAACCCCCCAACCCCUCGUAGCUUCUACCCAGGCAUCAACCAGGCCCCUGUUGCUGGCUACCAAACAAGGCCUCCCAUUCCAAUCAUUUGUCCAGCUGGAUGUACUUGCAACCUUCACAUCAACGACCUGGGCCUAACAGUGAACUGUAAAGAGAAAGGCUUUCACAACAUCUCUGAGCUCCUGCCUCGGCCUCUCAAUGCCAAGAAAUUAUAUCUCAGUGGGAACCUAAUACAGAAAAUCUACCGUUCUGAUUUCUGGAACUUCUCAAGUUUGGAUUUACUGCAUUUAGGAAAUAAUCGGAUAUCCUACGUCCAAGAGGGCGCCUUUAUCAACCUGCCAAACUUGAAAAGUUUAUAUCUGAAUGGGAAUGACAUUGAGAAACUCACCCCUGGGAUGUUUCGGGGGCUUCAGAUGUUGAGUUAUCUGUACUUUGAGUAUAAUGUCAUACGUGAGGUACAACCUAACUCCUUCUCCCUAAUGCCAAACCUCCAGCUGGUUUUCCUCAAUGACAACCUGUUACGCUCCCUCCCCAAUGACGCCUUUUCUGGCACCAACCUUGCACGCCUCAACCUCCGCAACAACUACUUCCUUUCCAUGCCUGUGCGAGGUGUUCUGGAGCACCUGACCUCCAUCGUCCAGAUUGACCUCCACCAGAACCCCUGGGACUGCUCCUGUGAAAUCAUCCCCCUCAAACAAUGGCUGGAAAAGCUCUCUUCUGUCAUUGUGGUUGGAGACGUCAUCUGCAAGACACCUGACUUUGCUUUUGGGAAGGACUUGCGUUUACUGCAGGUUGAAGUCAUCUGCCCUGAGCUCAAGUAUUCUUCAGGCCCCUCACCGGCCCUGCCAGGUGGGGAUGACCUCACCACGGGGAGCUCUGACAUGGGGGAGGCAGGUGGCAGAGGGGCUGUCCCACUGUCUGUCCUCAUCCUCAGCCUACUCAUCCUCUUCAUCUCUGCUGUGUUUGUGGCUGCCGGGCUUUUCGCCUUUGUUCUUCGCCGCAGGAAGAAGCUACCCUUCCGGAAACGUUCUGAGGUAGAUCUGACGGGGAUUCAAAUGCAAUGCAGGAUUUUUGAGGACCCACCAAGGCAGAGCUAUGCUGGUAACACUGGCACACCAGAGAAACCGACAGCCAGUAUGCACACACACACUCACACUCACACUAGUCACGCACAUGCCCACGGUCACGUUUAUGAUUACAUCCCCCACCCUGUGACUCAGAUGUGUAACAACCCCAUCUAUAAACCUAGAGAGGGGGAGAUAGCAGAGGAAGACAGAGCGCACUUUUCAGAGAAGAAAGACAAUGGCAGCAGUAGCAACAGUAACUACAGAACCUUGUUAGAGAAAGAGAGAGAGUGGACCCUGGCCGUCUCAAACUCUCAGCUCAACACUAUCGUCACAGUUAACCACGCCACGGCUGACAUGGCAGGAUUUCAUGAGAACGGAGGGCUCUGUCCAACAGUUAUUGACAGUCAGAGGCCGACGCCGACAGUGGGCUUUGUAGACUGUUUGUAUGGGACAGUGCCCAAACUAAAGGACAUGCAUGUGGCGCAUGCGCACCCUCCAGGCAUGCAGUACCCGGAUUUGCAGCAGGAUGCACGGCUGAAGGAGACAUUGCUUUUCACGGCGGGGAAAGGCUGCUACCCCGACCCGUCCCAAAGCGAUUACCUCGAGUUAAGGGCCAAACUUCAAACCAAGCCGGAUUACCUCGAAGUCUUGGAGAAAUCUUACCGGUUUUAACAUCUCCAGCCCAUGGGGAGAAAAAAAAACAAAAUCAACACAUUCACUUUGCCACCCUCGAAAACAAAAAUCACCCAAAACCAAUAUCAAAAAAACAAACAGCAUGAUAUAAAAUAAAAUAUUAUAUUACAGUUACAACAAAGUCCCCCCCCCUCAAAUCACUUUGGAGGAGAGGCCAUUCUCAGAUAUUUCAAUGAAGUGCCUUUUUUUCAGAGUAGCCAGCAAUGUCAACAGCCGUUAUUUUUAUAAUAUAUAAAUAUCUCUAUAUGCCCAAGAAAGAGCAAAAGAGGAACGAGAGGGGCACCGGGGAAUGACACAUACAACACAUCCUAAAAACACAUCCGUCACUAAAACCCCUUUUUAUGGAGUUUCCAUGAUACGAAAGACGCACGGGAGCUGGACGUCUCCCUGACUUGGGGGGGUUUCCCUUCUGUCUCUUUUACCCCUGACUAGGAUGUACAAACACCCGGAGGCCGUGCACAUAAAGUUUGUAGGAAAUGAUCGAAAGAGAGAAAAAAUACAUUAUAUUAAAACAAAACUGCAGUUUGCUGCAUGCACUUGCUUCAGUGCAGGAAGUGAGGGGAUUUACUCAGAACUAUCACAUCACAUUAUGAACAGAGAUACUGCAACGCAUUUACAGUUCAGUGUUCUAUUUAAUUUUUAUAUCUUAUUAAUAUGGUUAUUACUAUUAAUGAGGACUUCUGUCUAUAUCAGGGUGCUUCUCGUAAAAAGGACGCGCCGACGCACGGAUGGUAAAACAUUUGUGAAUAUUAUUAUAAGACAACGCUCAAGGUUUUCUGGAUAUUUCCAUGCACUUUGUUGACCCCCCCCACCCCCCUUCCAUUGCUUCUGGAUUCCCCAUCGUCACCCACUAACGGCUUUGUAGGAGGCACUUUUAAUGUUUUCUCUCUCACAAAGAUUUCCAAGAAAAAUGUGCAUAUAUUUAUUCUGUAAUUUCAGUGAAGAAUUUAAUUGUAACGGUAAUGUUAAAUCAAUGUAUAGUGAUUAUGCGUCUGGUAUAGCCUUCUUAAUAAAAACAAACUCUUCAAUCAAACGAUGAAAGGGUCGAUGCCACGGGAGCCUGUGUGUGGAGCACUAUUGACAGCUGUGUAUUUGGUGUCUUGUUAAAACGGCAUUUCGAAGGUGUGGCCAACCAUCAUGAGGUAAUGCUGCUGGAGAUGGAGGAAUAGCUACUGAACCAAUAGAGUGCUGGACAGGUAGUGGAGGGCAAUAACAUUUAAACUCAGUUCAGCUGCUUUUUACUUUUGGAUUAGUACCAAAUUAAUUAAAGUUAAAAGGUCAAUUAACAAUUUUUCUUUCUGGGAAAUAUAAUGGCUUGUUCUGUCUGUUGGUAGUUUGUCCUAUGAUCUUCACCUGCUGGACAUCAUAGUGCACUAUUUUCUAUUCCCCACGACAUAAACGCUACUAGUAAUCUGAAGGUACAGAAAACGCAACGCCAGAACAAGACAAACGAAUGCUGCUGGUUUCUGGAGUGGAUGAUAUGACAGGAAAUACCAAAUCAGCGAGGUGCGCUGAGAUCUUAAUUAUCUAAAUGGGUAUUGGUGAUGCAGGCUAAUGAACAGAAAUUGAGAAGGUGAAUGGAAAUGUGAUUGGAAAUCGCUCUUUGGAUUUGCGCAUCUAAUUUUUGACUCCCUCCAUAGUAGCAGCGUGGAUUCAGUCCACUAGAGGGGGAUAACAAUGCGACGGGAGUCAUUAGGCAACUACUAGAUUGGAUGCAGUUGUAAUGUAAUGCACAAAAAUGUUUAUCUUAAGAGAUCAUCAUGUGUCAUAUUGAAUUAUUUUGAAAAUAUAUAUAUAUAUAUAAAAACCUACAAGUGGCAUAAGAUACUUUUAUUCAUUCCAGCGCAGUUUCAUCUGUUUUAUGCCUUUUUAUUUUUCUUUAUUUCGACCAAUUGUCGAAUUAAAGCAGGUCGCUCUCGCUGUAUAAGCAAAAGAAAACAUUAUUUUCAAAAAAGAAAACAAUCUUGAAAAGAGUUGACUUUUGCUUUUAAAUAUUUCAUUUUAAUUUUUUAAUUUUGCUGCAUUAAAAUCCCUAAUGGUAAAUUAAUCCUCAAUAGUCUCUACCACAGCAAACUUUAAUUGCUUAACUUAUUUUGCUGUGAUUUUUUUGAUAUGUUAUGUUUCCUGAUCCAAGCCUGAUUCAUUUUUUGGGACCAAAUAGUACAAGCAGACAAAAAAAAAAAACCAAGAUUGAAGCAGCUGUUGAGUAAAUAUGGUGUCGCGGUACACUUCAUCAUAGUGCUAUUUCCUUUUCUCUUUCCCAAGGUGACACUUUUAAUUGGGGAAACGUUUGAUGCAAUCUUGAUGUCUAUGAAUUUGUGAAUAUCAAUGGAAAGGAGGGUGCAUUUCUGUUUUGUUUAAAAAUGGGCAUGAUAUGCAAUUUGCUUUGAUUUCAAUAGGUUUCCUUGGAGUGAUGAUCCUCAUUUGCAAUUUGGGUGUUAUAGUUUUUCAUAUGUGUCAACUUACACUAAGUGGAAGAUAUGUAGCAAACCACAUACUUCCCUGUUAAAUGGGAAGGCCCUUAGCUAGUUUAGAGAAGUCAUCACAGGUAUUGAUCAUCAAUGAUCCAGUCUAUAAGCUUGCAUAAUAUGAAACAUUUUACCCUGUGUUGUAUUCAUUGUUUCAUUUCUUUGACAAAUAUUGUUGCUGAAAGGAGAGGAGGGUCAUCUUAAUAUAAAGCCUUUCUAAGCAUGGUAGCAUUAUGUCGAGGCUCUUUUGUUUUCUACUCGCAGAACGUUUCACAAUGCUGUACCCCCAUAUUCUGCUGCCCCACCUCAUUUGUCUCAUUUUCUUUUUUUACUUUAUCACUUUAACACACAUGCACACACACACACACACACACACACACACUGAGACAUCUACACACACACACACACACACACACACACAUACACGUUAAGCCUUCCUUUUCCCUGACCAAGAGGUUAGACUAUAUGGUCAGCAUUUUAAGUGUGCACUCAGUUUGAUUAAAAACAUAAUGCAUUACUCUGUUAACCCCAUCCCUCCCCAUCACCCCCCCCCCCCCCCAAAUGAAU